Rotaria sordida is the source of this 417-nucleotide messenger RNA. NCBI's taxonomy places the organism in Eukaryota, Metazoa, Rotifera, Eurotatoria, Philodinida, Philodinidae. The record is from the annotation of a GenBank genome assembly.
AUGUUUGUUAAAUCUGGUAGUUGUAUAUUAUUACUCCAUACUCCGCCAUUAGCAUCACGAAAUGAAAUUUUUAAAAAAAUGACGUCACAAUCAAAAACAAAUACUUUAUUAAUUGGUCGAUCACCUGAUCCAACUCAAACUUCUGGUUCAUUCAAAUCAUCUUCUCAAACAGAAUUUCCUUUAUUGGAACAAUAUUCUGUUCCUAGAACAGAUAUUAUCCUAAACAUUAUUGAUACAUCAGAUUUAUUUCAACAAACAAAAACUUCAUCACCAUUCCCAGAUAUUGCAACAAUUAUGCAACUAAUCGAUAGUUAUAUUCGUUUGAAAGUAACACAACUUCAUUUUGUUUGUUCUUGUAUACUAUUGGAAACAAAAUUUAAUAUAUAUGAUUUACAUACAGUUCAUAAAUUAUUAUAA